Messenger RNA from Perkinsus marinus ATCC 50983, 1876 nucleotides. RefSeq lists its product as hypothetical. The transcript is spliced from 15 exons. Gene Ontology annotation, molecular function: DNA helicase activity. The coding region runs from base 27 to 1853 and encodes 608 amino acids. Lineage: Eukaryota; Perkinsozoa; Perkinsida; Perkinsidae. Gene Ontology annotation, biological process: DNA repair; telomere maintenance. The record is from RefSeq and is a predicted model, not a curated record.
AGUGGCGGAGUUAAAUUAAUCGAAGCAUGUUCUCCGUCACCCCGAAUGAAGUCAUCGAGCUGGAGCCGACCACCCCACCUCCGGCAAGCCAGCGACGGAGUCCCAGCAGUCAACGGAGUAUUACCAAUGCGCGCCCGCUUCCUGAAUCCACGAUCGAGAGUUUCUUCUACAGUCCGAGUAAUCUCAAGGCGUCGAUGGGCAAGUCAGACAUGGAGAGUAUGGAGCCCCCAACGAAGCGCCGGACGAUACCAUUCUGGAUGCAGGAGGACCGAGGAAAGGAUGCAGCACCGUGGAAGAAGCAGCGUCGGACUAGAGGCCCGGCUGUAUUCGAGGAGGAGGGCGAGUUGUCUGACCAGCAACGUUAUGUGUUCGAUCUGGUAGUUAAACAUAAGAGGAGCAUAUUCUUCACUGGUAGCGCUGGUACAGGAAAAACCAGAACCCUCCGAGAAGUCAUUAAAGCUCUGCCACAGAAGUCUACCUUCAUAACGGCCCUCACGGGUAUAGCGUCUACGCUGCUGGACAGAAGGGCUACUACCUUGCACAGCUUCGCAGGAAUCGGUCUCGCACGCGGGACCAAGCAUGAUCUGGUGAGGUUCGUGAGGAAGAAUGGCAAGGCUGUCCAGAACUGGCAAGACUGUAAAGUGCUGAUCAUCGAUGAGGUCUCCAUGAUGAGCGCGGAUCUCUUCAACAAGCUGGAUUAUGUCGCGAAAGAGAUCCGCUCCGAGCGUACGAAACCCUUCGGAGGAAUUCAACUCGUACUGGUCGGCGACUUUUACCAAUUGCCGCCAGUCUUCAAAAAUCGGCAGAGUGAUGCCAAUCUUGAGCAAGGCCUCAAGUGCUACGAGUCACCAGAGUGGGACAGAGUCAUCGAGAUGAACGUCCGUCUCACACAGGUGUAUCGUACCAAAGACAAGGCGUUGAAGGAUAUGCUGGAUGAGAUACGCGACAACAACCUCUCUCAGCGGUCUAUGAACUUGCUCAAGAGGCUACAGAGAGAAAUCACUACCCCCAGCGGAGUAAGGCCGACGAUACUGUACCCGAUGAACGAACAGGUUGACCGCAAGAAUGCUGAGGAGAUGAGUCGGCUCACUGGCGAGAGUGAAACGUACGAGGCUGAGGACUCGGGCCAUCCUGAGGACCUCCAAUAUAUGGAUCGCUAUACGCUCUUCCCUCGCAAGCUCACUCUGAAGAUCGGCGCCCAAGUUAUGCUGCUGAAGAAUCAAAAUGGUGACACGGGCACACGGCUGGUGAAUGGAUCGCAGGGGAAGGUCGUGGGAUUCGUCUCAGCGUCUGGAGGUCUCUCCCCUGGUUCUGAAGAUGACCCCGAGAAGGAAUGGCGAGAGUCUCCUUCUCCGCGGCUGCCGAUGGUGCAGUUCUCUCACAUGGGGGAGAUUGUCGAGCAAGUUAUAGGCUUUGAGAACUUUGAGCUGGAGACGAAGAACAGGAAAAUGAAGAGGAAACAGAUACCUCUGAAGCUUUCGUGGGCUAUGACCAUCCACAAGGCCCAGGGCAUGUCCAUCGACUGCGUACAAGUGGACAUCAGCCGAGUGUUUGCUGAGGGCCAGGCGUAUGUUGCGCUGAGUCGAGCGCGGUCGAUCGAAGGCUUGCAAGUGUUGAGUUUCGAUGCACGCCGUUUCGGCUGCUCUCCUGAGGUCGUUCAAUUCUAUAAGACUCAUGUUAGAGACGCCCCGUUGGUCUAUAGUAGUGGUGGGGACACUACCGCAGCGGUAGGGUCGUCGAAGGAUUCCAAUGAGAGCGCUGCCAACCGAGCGUCAGUGGCUUCCAACUCUAGCCAGGUUGGGGUUCCGGGAAAAUGGAACAAAAAAAGGGAUCUCAAGAAGCGAGGGAUUUAAUAAUUUGCAUUCAGAACUUUCCA